AUGUCAGUCAAACUAUCUAUUGCGGUGUUUGUUGGGGACCCGUUGGAUUAUAUCAAAAAGCGACACACCGCUAUUCACGUGGCGUUCGCGGACGGUGACCAGAGUCUGCUGCAUAUCGUUGGAGCACAUGGGUUCUUUGAGUUUGAAGACAGUGUUGGAAAGGACCCUCAGGCCAGUGCUAAACUCGCAACCCUAAUCGAAGUCCCCACAACUUCGAAGUCGCUCUCGAAACAGGAUAUCAAGCGUGCCUGCGAACAAACGCGAAUCGAAAAUAGCCCUGGAAAUCAUGACUGGAACUGUCAAAAUUGGGUCGGAGAUGCCCUUGGAAGUCUGGUUCAAACUGGCCUUUCAACCGUCCAAGCGCGUGAUCAUGCGGUUGACCAGAUGGCAGAAGCUUGCUUCGAGGCAACUGAUGGGUAG
Molecule: messenger RNA, 420 nt
Organism: Aspergillus neoniger CBS 115656
Lineage: Eukaryota; Fungi; Ascomycota; Eurotiomycetes; Eurotiales; Aspergillaceae
Exons: 1
Coding region: 1-420 (139 amino acids)
Source: RefSeq, a predicted model, not a curated record